AUGGCCCGGAGACCCCGGCACAGCAUAUACAGUAGUGACGAGGAUGAUGAAGACAUUGAGAUGUGUGACCAUGACUACGAUGGGCUGCUUCCCAAGUCCGGAAAGCGUCACUUGGGGAAAACUAGGUGGACCAGGGAAGAGGAUGAAAAACUAAAGAAGCUGGUGGAACAGAAUGGAACAGAUGACUGGAAAGUUAUUGCCAAUUAUCUCCCGAAUCGAACAGAUGUGCAGUGCCAGCACCGAUGGCAGAAAGUACUAAACCCUGAGCUCAUCAAGGGUCCAUGGACCAAAGAAGAAGAUCAGAGGGUGAUAGAGCUUGUACAGAAAUACGGUCCGAAACGUUGGUCUGUUAUUGCCAAGCACUUAAAGGGGAGAAUUGGAAAACAAUGUAGGGAGAGGUGGCAUAACCACUUGAAUCCAGAAGUUAAGAAAACCUCCUGGACAGAAGAGGAAGACAGAAUUAUUUACCAGGCACACAAGAGACUGGGGAACAGAUGGGCAGAAAUCGCAAAGCUACUGCCUGGACGAACUGAUAAUGCAAUCAAGAACCACUGGAAUUCUACCAUGCGUCGGAAGGUUGAACAGGAAGGUUAUCUGCAGGAGUCUUCCAAAGCCAGCCAGCCAACUGUGGCCACAAGUUUCCAGAAGAACAGUCAUUUGAUGGGUUUUGCUCAUGCUCCACCUUCAGCUCAACUCUCUCCAACCAGUCAGCCCUCGGUGAACAACGACUAUUCAUAUUACCACCUUUCUGAAGCACAAAAUGUCUCCGGUCAUGUCCCAUAUCCUGUCGCGUUACAUGUCAAUAUAGUCAAUGUUCCUCAGCCAGCUGCUGCAGCCAUUCAGAGACACUAUAAUGAUGAAGACCCUGAGAAAGAAAAGCGAAUAAAGGAACUAGAGUUGCUCCUAAUGUCGACUGAGAAUGAACUCAAAGGGCAGCAGGCGCUUCCAACACAGAACCACACAUGCAGCUACCCCGGGUGGCACAGCACCACCAUUGCCGACCACACCAGACCUCAUGGAGACAGUGCACCUGUUUCCUGUUUGGAAGAACACCACUCCACUCCCUCUCUGCCUGUGGAUCCUGGCUCCUUACCUGAAGAAAGCGCCUCUCCAGCGAGGUGCAUGAUCGUCCACCAAGGAGCCAUUCUGGAUAAUGUUAAGAACCUCUUAGAAUUUGCAGAAACACUUCAGUUUAUAGAUUCUGAUUCUUCAUCAUGGUGUGACCUCAGCAGUUUUGAACUCUCUGAAGAAGCAGAUUUUUCACCUAGCCAACAGCACACAGACAAAGCCCUACAGCUCCAGCAAAGAGAGGGCAAUGUGAAUAGACCUGCAAGAGAGCCUAGCAAACGCAAGUUGAGUGAGGGUUCACUUGGCCCGCUCAAGCCAGUACCUCCUGCGAGGCACAGCACAGUUCCACUGGUCAUCCUUCGAACAAGGAGGGGCCACGCCAGCCCCUUAGCCACUGGUGACUCUAGGUCUUUCAUACUUGCUGAUGUCAGUAGUUCAACUCCCAGUCGGUCCCCUGUCAAAAGCCUGCCUUUCUCCCCGUCACAGUUCCUAAACCCUUCCAGUAAUCAUGAAAACUUAGACUUGGACAUGCCUUCUUUAACUUCCACCCCUCUCAGUGGUCACAAAUUGACUGUUACAACACCAUUUCAUAGAGACCAGACUGUGAAAGCUCAAAAGGAAAAUACUAUUUUUAGAACUCCAGCUAUCAAAAGGUCAAUCCUAGAAAGCUCUCCGAGAACCCCUACACCAUUUAAACAUGCACUUGCAGCUCAAGAAAUUAAAUAUGGUCCCCUGAAGAUGCUACCUCAGACACCGUCUCAUCUCGUAGAAGACCUACAGGAUGUGAUCAAACAGGAAGCUGAUGAAUCUGGUAUUGUUACUGAGUUUCAAGAAAAUGGACCACCUUUACUGAAGAAGAUCAAACAAGAGGUGGAAUCUCCAACUGAUAAAGCAGGAAACUUCUUCUGCUCAAACCACUGGGAAGGGGAGAGUCUGAACACUCAGCUGUUCCCACAGGCAUCGCCUGUGGCAGAUGUACCCAAUAUUCUUACCAGUUCCGUUUUAAUGACUCCAGUAUCAGAAGAUGAAGACAAUGUUCUCAAAGCAUUUACAGUACCUAAAAACAGGUCCCUGGCGAGUCCCUUGCAGCCUUGUAGCGGGGCCUGGGAGGCUGCAUCCUGUGGAAAGAUGGAAGAUCAGAUGACAGCUUCCGGUCAGGCUCGGAAAUAUGUGAACCCCUUCUCAACCCGGACUCUGGUCAUGUGA
Pteronotus mesoamericanus is the source of this 2274-nucleotide messenger RNA. It is a transcript of the gene MYB, whose product is annotated as MYB proto-oncogene, transcription factor. The transcript is spliced from 16 exons. The coding region runs from base 1 to 2274 and encodes 757 amino acids. Gene Ontology annotation, biological process: regulation of DNA-templated transcription. NCBI's taxonomy places the organism in Eukaryota, Metazoa, Chordata, Mammalia, Chiroptera, Mormoopidae. Gene Ontology annotation, cellular component: nucleus. The record is from RefSeq and is a predicted model, not a curated record. Gene Ontology annotation, molecular function: RNA polymerase II cis-regulatory region sequence-specific DNA binding; DNA-binding transcription factor activity, RNA polymerase II-specific.